UUUGUGUCAAAUAAAAAAAACAGUCCUGUAAAUCAUUUUGUAUUGCUAAAUAGAAAGCAGAAGUGAAUAAAAUUUGUGUGGAAUAAGCAAAGAUUUCGUGGAACUGUUUGUAAAUUAUUAGUUGAAAACAAUGACGACUGUUGUAAAACGCGGGAGAGGACGUCCCCGAAGAGAAGAGCCACAAGAAAUUGAAGAAGCAGACAUGUUGUUAGUUCAGGAAUAUCAAAGACGACCAGUGUUUUACGAUCGAACUCAUCAGCACUAUCGAGAACGUGAUUUCGUAGAAGAACAGUGGAUUGAUAUGGCGUGUAAAUUACACAGUACUGUCGGUAUUAUUAAAGAAAGGCUUAACACAUUACGAAGUCGUUAUUACUUAGAAAAACGGCGCGUCGAAAGUACAGGUGUACCAUCAACAUGGUUACUUUUUGAACAUUUAUCAUUUUUGGGACAACACAUAAAGUCAAGACUCGCGAAUGCCCCCGUGCAAUUGAUUAAUAAUAACGGAACACUAGCUGAAGUGAGUGAUUAUGAUGAUUAUCAAAACAUGCCCUCAUCUGAAAAUCAGUCUAUUAAAGUACGGGGAUCUAAUUUACCUGGAUAUCAUAUUGCACAAAAAUUAAAUAUUUCCAACGAUGUUAAUGGAAAUUCUACACCGAAUCUUUGCUCUCAGCUUAAGAUCCGAAAUGAUAACAAAAAACCUUAUUCAAAAACAAAGUACAAGGCAUUUGGAAAUUUUGUGGCCUGUUCUUUAAUUCAUAUGGAAGAGAAAGAUUCGAUGAGAUUAAUGGAAAAGUUUGCUAAUGAACUGACUAGAUUAGCUUUUGCAGAAGGCAAAUAAAUAAUACAUUUUAUAUUGUUAUGUAGAGCUGUAUAAGAAUAACGUAAUAUAAAAUAUUAAUAUUAAUAAAAAAAUUAAUAAUUGAGUACAUAUAUUUA
Molecule: messenger RNA, 936 nt
Organism: Teleopsis dalmanni
Lineage: Eukaryota; Metazoa; Arthropoda; Insecta; Diptera; Diopsidae
Exons: 5
Coding region: 131-838 (235 amino acids)
Biological process (GO): regulation of transcription by RNA polymerase II
Cellular component (GO): nucleus; transcription regulator complex
Source: RefSeq, a predicted model, not a curated record